This is a messenger RNA of Tribolium madens (black flour beetle), 3367 nucleotides long. It is a transcript of the gene Octalpha2R, whose product is annotated as alpha-2C adrenergic receptor. Gene Ontology annotation, cellular component: membrane. Lineage: Eukaryota; Metazoa; Arthropoda; Insecta; Coleoptera; Tenebrionidae. The record is from RefSeq and is a predicted model, not a curated record. Gene Ontology annotation, biological process: adenylate cyclase-activating adrenergic receptor signaling pathway. Gene Ontology annotation, molecular function: G protein-coupled amine receptor activity. The transcript has 3 exons. The coding region runs from base 240 to 1925 and encodes 561 amino acids.
GAGCAAGGCGGUAACAUGCCAAUAAGCGAGCUCCGAGUCGAAAGCUCCGCCGAGGACGACGACGAAGAGGCCGUGCCGCCGCCGCCGCUUCGGCCUCGGCUCCCCAUCAUAUUCUAAACUAGCUAGUGCGAUUCUUUCUCUAAUUCUCUUUAAAACUUGUUGCGUUUCACAUUAUAUCGCCGACACACGGGCUGCUUCGGGUACACGGGUAUUGUACAUAUUGUGUGAUUAGGGACCAAAUGGCGCUCACCAACUUGACGGCACGGCCGGCCGAAGCCGUCGAGGACUUUCUUUUCCAAGUGGAAAACAACAACAACAACAAUGCGACGUUGUUCAACGGCACCGCCACCAACGCCACCGUCGCCCUCCACUAUCCCAGCGGAUACACCCUUCCGCAGAUUGUCAUCGCCUCUGUCGUCGUCACAAUGCUCAUGAUCGUCGUCGUCGUUGGCAAUAUGCUGGUCAUUAUUGCCAUCACCACGGAGAAGGCAUUGAAGAAUAUACAAAACUGGUUCAUUGCUUCGCUUGCCGUUGCCGAUUUCUUUCUAGGAUUGGUGAUUAUGCCCUUUUCGCUCGCCAACGAACUCAUGGGUUAUUGGAUUUUCGGGAUGUGGUGGUGCGAUGUGCAUUCUGCUAUGGACGUGCUGUUGAGCACGGCGUCCAUUAUGAACUUGUGUCUCAUCUCGUUAGAUCGCUAUUGGAGUAUCACUCAAGCGGUCGAAUAUCUCAAGAAGCGCACUCCGGUACGUGCCGUGGUCAUGAUAGCCGCCGUAUGGGUUCUUUCCGCCCUCAUAUGCAUCCCUCCGUUGCUCGGCUGGAAGGUCGAGCGCACUCCAGACGAACAAUAUCCCAAGUGUCAGCUGAGCGAAGAACUGGGUUAUGUGCUGUAUUCGGCUUUGGGCUCGUUCUACAUGCCAUCAUGCAUAAUGGUAUUUGUAUAUAUUCGUAUUUACUACGCGGCGAAAGCUCGUGCUAGACGCGGAAUCCGGAAGCCGCCUCGACGCCAACCCCAAGACGCCGUCACGAGUUUCAGCGUACCGAAGAACGGAGAUGGCGACGCCGCCGCGACGGCAGGCGCUUCCAUCGAUAGGAACAGCAACACGUCGCCGCGGGACGGCGACAGACAAAUCGCCACCAUCGAGGCGAUUCCACGCCCCAUGCCCAUUCCCACCGUCACGUGUGAUUUAGCAUCGGAUAUUUCGACGAGCGACGCCGGUGAAAUCGUCGCCGAGACGCUUGAUCAGAAGGAUACGCUCAAGGUUUGUACGAUUGACAGUGACGGACCGAAGAACGAAGGGUGUGUUGAGGAGGAUGCUCAAGUGUUCAGCAGUGCCCAGGUGGUCCGAAAUCCUCUCUCCCAGAGCCAAUUUCGCGGCUCUACAUUAUCGGUAAACGGUGAAUUGCAACAGCAAGCUGCUGCCAUGUCUCGUAUGCGUCAACCAUCGAUGGGCAUCGACACGGACAUGGUGAGCGAAUUCGAUCCAAGUAGUUCGGAUUCUGGUGUAGUGUCUCGUUGUGCGGUGGUGAAACCAUUAAAACUCCGUCUGUGCAAACCAAUAUUCGGUCGCAAAACGGCGAAAAACCGAAGGACAGCCAAAGACAACAAAGCGAGCUCGAGCAAAGAACACAUGGUGGAGGAAGUGCGCGUACAGAAACCCAGAGACCCAGAACGGGAAAAACGACGCAUUGCGAGGAAAAAGGAGAAGAGGGCCACACUCAUUCUGGGUCUCAUCAUGGGGUCGUUUAUCGCCUGUUGGUUGCCCUUCUUCUUCAUGUACAUCUUGCGGUUGGCCUACGACAUCCCAGGCUUUGCCUUUUCUACGGCCUUCUGGUUGGGUUAUAUGAACUCGGCGCUGAAUCCGGUCAUUUACACCAUCUUCAACAAGGACUUCCGGAGGGCCUUUAGGAGAAUCCUGUUUAAGUGAUGUUUGGCUUACGUGUGCUGCUACGAAUGCGUCAGUCGACGGAUAAAGACGGCGCAGUAUCGCAGCGCACCGAGCGCCCUCUACCGACACUGAACUCUCGACAAUCCUCCUCACGUGGACAUUAUUAUACUCUUCGAUAUACGUGUAAAUUGUUAUUUCUUGUUAGGUAUGGAGCAAUCGUCGUCAACUCGAUCUCACAAUCAAAACACACAGAUGGCGCUAAGACACUAACUCGACAUGCUUGUUUUAACAAAAGUACAAAACGAAUUUUUAUUCUAAAAAUGUGUUUCAAUCGACAUCAAAAGUAUUAAAAUUGCCUUAAUUAUUGCUAUUUAAUAAAUUAUAUCAAAUCUAUAAAUUUGUAUAGUCUACUUCCAAAUAACUCUAUUCUGUUUAAUGGAAGCGAUUUUAUCUAUAGCUUUUAAGGUUUUUAGGACAUGAAGCGAGUUUUUAUUGUAAUAUCAAAACGUUCCGAGUUGGCCACGAUUGUUAUGUUUUAUUUGACUCUAUUGUAAUAAUAAAAUAUGGAGCAAUGACUACCACUGUGAUAAUAUAACGCUUUCAUUCUGGAAUUUAUCGUAAAUAGUCUAAAAGAAAACAAACUAUUAUGUGUUUUUAAAAAAAUCUUCGAUGUUUAGAGACUUCAUUUCUUGUAAAUAACUUAAUCGAAAAGCGAGAACAAGUUACCCAACUUUGAAUCAAUGAAAAAAAUCAACGUUUACUAGACGUACUCCUGCUUUUUUAGCAAAUAUAAUGCUCCUCAGACCAAGUCGUUUGGACCACUCUUCAUUGAUUUUCGUCGUUGUUGCGCGAUGUCAAAAUUGACAAGGGACCAAUGAAUACGUUUUUAAUUAUGCGCGUUCGAACACCCACAGCAAUAAUGAUAAUUUUCGUGUGAACGUUGCCGUUUUUCGCCAAGUCCAAGUUGCGUAACUUUUCGUAAUAUUUUAAAUGUUGAGCGAGUGACAAGUUCGGCUAUAGUUUAGACACCAAUUGUAUCAAACCUCUGGAGGCCGUCGGCCGUCAUCUCCAACCUUCCAACCUUCUCAUCCUUUUCCAAAAAAAAAUAAGAAUAACAGACGUUGCCUUGGCGAGGUCUCCAGUGGAAGUCUUCCACGAGCCCGCGGGGUUGCUCUCCGACUCCUGAUAAAUUCUUGCAACGAAACUAUGGUGCUAUUGACUGCUCGCCGGUCGGCUCGAGGGUGUCUCAGGCCCUGGAGCCGGCCCUGUGCGGCCCCGCGAGGCGAUAUCGAAACUCGCCCUGAGCCCGCGAUUUUCGAUCUCGCGAGCUCUUUAUCUUGUUACAUCUCUAGAUUAAUUAUUGUUAUAUAAAGAUGAAAAUUACAAAAAACCAAUUAUAAACUAUAAUACUGUCCUAUAUUUGUGUGUGUACGUUUUUCGUGAAAUAUUAUUAAUAAGAAUAUAAAUAAAUCAAUAUGGUA